This is a messenger RNA of Gongylonema pulchrum, 417 nucleotides long. Lineage: Eukaryota; Metazoa; Nematoda; Chromadorea; Rhabditida; Gongylonematidae. The record is from the annotation of a GenBank genome assembly.
AUAAUUCGACGUUUUUUGAACAACGAGAUGCCAGCAGUACCGGCGGUACAAUUUGGGCUUGUUGACGUACGUGAUGUUGCGCAGGCGCAUAUUCGUGCCAUGUGUGAACCACGUAGUGAUGGGCAACGAAUCCUUGUUACUUCACAACCCAGCUUCUGGUUCAUCGAUAUUGCCAAUGUUUUACGACACGAAUUCUCAUCACAAGGCUACUACAUUCCAAGAUUUGUGGUACCAUAUCCGAUUAUUUGGUGUUACUCAUUUUUUGACAAGGAAGCUGCGCAGGUACUCAGUCGAAUCGGCAAACAAUCGAAUUUCGAUAAUUCUCGAGUAAGUGAUGUUGCCUCCUUUUUUUUCCGAAGUAACACCGAGAUUUUUUGUUGCCAAAACGAUCCUUGGAAUGGAAUUCAGGGAUCCUAA